Molecule: messenger RNA, 231 nt
Organism: Brugia pahangi
Lineage: Eukaryota; Metazoa; Nematoda; Chromadorea; Rhabditida; Onchocercidae
Source: the annotation of a GenBank genome assembly
AUGAUGACAAACUGUUCAUCAAUUUGUAUUCCAAUGAAAAAAGAAACGAACGAUAACUGCAGUGAUGAUUGCAAGCAUGUAAUGUGUGAAUGCUUGCAUGAAAGUGCAAGUGAUUGGAAUAGUUUUACAUCAAUUCUGCAAAAAUCGAUUAUCAAUUUCUGCAAAUGUUUCACUGAGCUCGAAAAUCAUCCGAUCGAUUUCACAUGCAAUGGAAAUGAAAACUCUCGAUGA